GUCAGUGGUAGUUGUGUAUGGUACAUACUGCCAGUUAAACGUCAUUUCUAACAAUUAGAAAGAAGUAAUUUUGUUUUUGUCAUUCGCUUACAGAUCCAAAGCUAGAGGUGCGAUACGAAAUGAGAUUAGUCAGCAUUUAACCUCUGCUCUACACGAUACUCUAGCGAGAAAUGUAAAAAUAGUAAAACGUCCAGUCUCGCGUUCCUGACGUCUUCCUGACAGACCGGUGACAGGGUGCUGCUUCGUGCUACUUCCCCAUCGAGCUACAAGGAGAGUAUGCGAUGCAAUCGACCUCCGCGACUCCGGGCGGACAAGUGCAGUAUUCCGAGAUGAACAUCACCGCUGACGCGAUCCUCCCCAUUUGGGGCCACUGUCACCGUCGCCUGGGUAACAGCGUCAUCCUCACAGACAGUUCGUGGGGGCCAAACUGCAGUCGCUGCUUCCACAUCACGCUAAGAUCAAGAAAUGUGCUUCAGGUGCGCACGGAGAGCCUGGACAAGUGUUACACGAAUGAAGAGGCCGCGGAGGCAACGUGUCCUGACGAAAAGACUGCCCGGUUCAAGGACAUCAUUCUCUACAAAACGAAGGACCUAGGAGGCGAAGACGUCAGACGUCUGUAUUGCCCGUUCAACGGGCGCUUCAGCUUCGUCUACAACGCGAACGACGGUUCGGAGAGCAGGACAGAAUGUCCGGACCCCGUGUCCGAGCUGGACAAUUGCCCGUCUGGCUCCGCGCUCAAUCUUCGCUUCCGUCGCUGUUCGUUUAAAAACCGCGACGUGACGUUCCAGUGCCUGGGGCAUUGGGAAGGCCCUGGGGACCAGCGUUUCCUCGCUUUGCGGGACACACGGCCGGGGACGAACCAUUUCCCGCUCUAUAGAUGCGCCUUAUACAGAGAAGAGUCGGGGACUGGUAAUGUUUUUAUGGCCUUAUCCAGUGAUUCAACAUGCACUUCAAAUCUCAGAAGUGCUACAGCGGGGUAUGAGACCCUUAGUCUGAGUGUAAUGCCUGCGCAGCGCUGGCCCCCAGAGGUGGAUGGCAGCAACUGCAGGUUUCCCCAGUGGGCACAUGGCUACUGGCAGCAUAUAUAUAUCGAAGGCAACACACUCACAUACAAAGACCACGUGUCUUUCAAGACCUUUACGAUCCGAUGCGUCGGAUCUGACGUGGGUAUUAAUGAGCGUUUCCCUGUCUUCGCACGUACGCAGUGUGGAGAAGAAAUGUAUACAUGUAUCUGGUUGAAGAGACGUGGCGUUAAUGUUUUGGAAUUUCAGUUGGGUUUGCAGUCUAGUACUUAUUACAAUGUCACUGUAUGUUCUGACUCAAAUUUUGAGCCCAAGAUAUGGAUUACACAAGGCAGGUUAGAGCAGUUACAGGAAUCCCCUUGUCCCGUGGUGGGAGAGUAUACAGGUGUUAUCCCAGAUGCAACCAAUCUUUGUGCAAAGCUGUCAUCUGACUGCAAAUCACCAGAAAUAAUGUAUUACACAGUGUCAGAUUGCUCCCAAUCAGAAAUAUAUGAAGAACGAGAGUAUCGGUGUCUUGGGCAGUGGGAGGAAGAUGGACUUAUGUAUACAUACACACAGCGACGUGAUGUUGGCACAUAUGAGUGUUUUGUGGGCUCCAUUGUAUCUAACAAUGAGAUAUACAUCAAAGAAGCAGGUGACCACUGCCAGAGGAACAUAGACCCAAUGCACUACGGCAUGAAGCUCACAAGAAAAGGGACAUGUUUUGGAAAUCAACCAAAUGCUGGAGCACAUCCAGAAGCAGGAGCAAUUCCCCAGCCACACCCAACUACCACGUGGAUGUCCAGCAGGCGUCCACCGGAACCCACGAAGCCAUGGAAGCCAAUUACAGCACCCCCAAGGGACGCCAGUGGAGCAGCAGAUGGCCACCAGAAUUCAGCAAGCAUCUUACUUCUAUCUAUGUUGAUUGUCAUUCUUGUACAUUCCUGCCAACACUGAAGAAAAAUGAACCUAAACUGACAGAUCACUAUUCUGUGAUUCAUAUGUGACUUACAGUGAGGUAGACAGGGCAGGAAACAACACUGCUGGAUAAUGUGAGGUACCCAUAGCCCUAAAACAUGCAAUGCCACCAACAGUGAAUGUGAUGUGUUGGUUGGAAUGUUGGUAUCAGUCAGCAUGUUUUUAUGGUAUCUACAGAUAAGACUGACUCACAGCUUCAUGUAACACAACUCUUGUCACAGAUAUGUUCAAUUAUUAAAGCAGAUACUGUGUUAAAGUGAGCUGCUAUUUUAGUAAGGACAGCUCUCUCAGAUCUUACCUCAUUAUAAUUACAUCAGACAUAUUUUUUCCUGUCACAUGCCUGAAGUGAUUAGAAGUUGAACACAUUUUUUAAACACUGACAAGUAUUUUGUAUGUAUAUUUUUCAAGGCCAUGUGACAAGCAGUACUCAACAUGUAUUUGCUACAUGUUUAUCUUUUUUACAUUGAUGACAUGUGUUUAUACUUAGUAACACUUUGGUGAUGCUCAAUUAUGAGAUAGGAAAUAGAAAUAACAGUGCUAGGAUCAUAUUUUCCUAGUGGUAUGACAUAGAAGUAGCAACAAUUUAUUUAUUCUCAAAAUUCAGGAGCAUAUGAGAAAGGGAAAGUACAGUGGAAAUUUAAUCUUCAGUAUGUGAAAAUUUUUAUCAUAUCACAUGUUCUUCAUGCAGGAUGAAAUAAAUUCUGACAUAUGCAUGUCACUAGUAAUUGAGGUUUUCAUGGCAGUAAGUAUGAAGAUGGCCAACUUCUGGGUUCUGGCACUACAACCCAGAAGACAUCCAUCUUCAUAUGUGUGCCAGUUUCCUCAGACAACCAGGUUUUGUAGCGGAAAAUCCUAGUGAAUGCAUUGUGUUAAGUUGUAAGUCUGUACUGUACAUUAAGUGUAUUAUGAAGAAGUUUUUGGAAUCAGGAGGCAUUUUAUAGGUAAAUGUUUUUGAAUGAGAUUUUGUGCACCAAACCAAAUGAACUGGAAUCUUAACAAUUUCAUUGACAUAAAUUCUAUGACAGUUUAUAGAUUACUAACCUCCCAUCAAGUACUCAGUAUGCAUUUAUUUAUCUUUGACUGUGUUCAGAAAAAACAUUUAAUUUUCUCUGACAAAGUCUAUAUAUAAUGUUAAAGCAACUGUUUUAAUAGUAAUUGAAAUCAGUUGAUUUUAAAAUUAGAAUAACAUCUUAAGAAACCCUAGCAAUUGUCAGUGUUGCUCUUUUGAGCUAUAAUGGUUGCAAUGGAGCCUGGAGAUGGUAUGUUUCUCAAAAUGUUUGUCUUACCUUCAUUGCCAUUAGAACCCCAAAUCUCACAAACCUCAAUAUAUUUAGUACAAGUAAAAUUUAUUAUGUGCAUAAUAUUUGAUUUACUGGUUUAAGGCCUGAUGUUUUAAAUUAAAACUAUUGUUUCAAUAGCUUGAACAUGUGAAAAUGGAGAUUUUUCAAAGUCAGAUUUUAUAAAUACAUGAGAAUGAAUAAGUAGA
Molecule: messenger RNA, 3465 nt
Organism: Zootermopsis nevadensis
Lineage: Eukaryota; Metazoa; Arthropoda; Insecta; Blattodea; Termopsidae
Source: RefSeq, a predicted model, not a curated record